CGUCAUGUGCGGCAGUUUGUUUGUCGUUCCUGCCUGGGUGCUGGUGAACAUCAAGAAGUGGAACGGUUCCGUCGAAGAGUAACUAACACCUUGAAAGCAUUAUAGUUACCGCUGAUCCUGUAGAACAAGCCAACCCAUUAUGCAGUCUUGCAGCACAAAAAAUACUCUGUGGUCUCCUCUGGCGAAGGAGUACAACCCACUCGAAGCCGGUUCCAUAGACAAAACAGACACAGUGCCCCACGACAACGCCGUAGCCAGGGCGAUGCUCGCCCACUACACACCUAAUCCAACCCUGAAAACCAAACCUGAGUACACGAUAUUUGUGGCCCGGCUGAAUCUGAAAACCAACGAAAGUGACCUGAGAAGAGUAUUCUCCGAGUACGGCCAAAUCCUUGAUUGCACCCUGGUCCGAGACAUCGUGACAGGCACCUCCAAAGGUUACGCCUUCAUAGAGUUCAGGUCAAGGUACUCAGUUGAUGACGCGUGCAGAAAAGCAAACAAGAUGGAACUCGACGGGCGCACCAUUUUCGUCGACAGAGAGAUUGGAAGGACGAUGAAAGGCUGGGUGCCAAGGAGGCUCGGAGGAGGUUUUGGUGGAAACAAAAACUCAGGCCAGCUCAGAUUUGGAGGGGUUGAUCGACCAUUCCUCAAGCCGAUUUUGAAAGAAGAGAAAAAAUUCCAGAGACACAAAUAAACUUUUUUAAAUACAUUCCAGUUGCAAUCUUGCCAAUCAUGGGACCAUAUUUUGUAACGAUUUAAUAUACAUUUUUGAUGGGAUAGCUCAAUACUCGCAGGAAAAGCUGUGUGUAGUUUGAAAUAAAUGUAAAAAAUUGGACAGA
Molecule: messenger RNA, 839 nt
Organism: Cloeon dipterum
Lineage: Eukaryota; Metazoa; Arthropoda; Insecta; Ephemeroptera; Baetidae
Product: U11/U12 small nuclear ribonucleoprotein 35 kDa protein-like
Exons: 1
Coding region: 140-694 (184 amino acids)
Biological process (GO): mRNA splicing, via spliceosome
Cellular component (GO): precatalytic spliceosome; U12-type spliceosomal complex
Molecular function (GO): snRNA binding; mRNA binding
Source: RefSeq, a predicted model, not a curated record